CGUUUUGUUGUGCUCUUGUUUGGCUACACCCACACUCCCUGGACCCGGCUUGCACCGUAACGUUCUACAUUCAAAACAAUCUUUAACCCAACAAUGCCUAUUGCACCAAUCACCGGAAAGCUUAGAAAGAGACUUUGGCUCGACAUUUCUGUCGCCCUUGGUCUCGGCGUCUCAUCUGCAUAUGCUUUUUGGUAUGGCGUACACCUCAAGUCUGUACAAAGGCAGGAGGAGUUUUAUCUCAAGCUGGAGCGAGCAAGAGUGCAGCAGUCGCAGUGAUAAGCGCACUUUAGAGUACACCAAACCUCUGUCACCGCACAAAUUAUAGACUGCGUCUACCUUACAAGGGGCUGUUUAUUGGACUACCUAGGAGAGACACCUUGCUUGCAUAUGGAUUGAAUCUGUUGCACUGGCG
Messenger RNA from Suillus bovinus, 412 nucleotides. RefSeq lists its product as uncharacterized. The record is from RefSeq and is a predicted model, not a curated record. Gene Ontology annotation, biological process: mitochondrial electron transport, cytochrome c to oxygen. NCBI's taxonomy places the organism in Eukaryota, Fungi, Basidiomycota, Agaricomycetes, Boletales, Suillaceae. The transcript has 3 exons. Bases 94 to 276 code for a protein of 60 amino acids.